This is a messenger RNA of Magallana angulata, 6939 nucleotides long. Its product is annotated as beta-hexosaminidase subunit beta-like. The transcript has 15 exons. Gene Ontology annotation, molecular function: beta-N-acetylhexosaminidase activity. Gene Ontology annotation, cellular component: membrane. The record is from RefSeq and is a predicted model, not a curated record. Bases 632 to 3595 code for a protein of 987 amino acids. Lineage: Eukaryota; Metazoa; Mollusca; Bivalvia; Ostreida; Ostreidae. Gene Ontology annotation, biological process: glycosaminoglycan metabolic process; ganglioside catabolic process; carbohydrate metabolic process.
GCUGAAGUGUCAAAUUAUUUUGAUAAAAAGUCAUCAAUAUAUAGGAUAUGUGUCCGCAUGCAUGUAUCAAGACCAGAGUUUAUAGGUAAACCUCUUAUCUCUGUGAAUAGUUUUAUACAUAGACCUUCUUUCCUAACUCUGCUUUGACUGACAACACUGGCCUGUCAGUGAGUGUAAGGCUAUUAAUUCAAAUGUUAUACCUGACAUUUUAAAUUUAAUAUAUGUAGGAAACACUUAGCAUCUCUUAGAGUAUUGAUAAAUGAAAUUCUGAAAAUUGCGUAACAUUUGACAUUCAAUGUGAGUGGGGUGAUCUGAAAUUGAUAGAUGACCCCAAGGUUAUCUCUCAGACUGUGGUUAUUAUUAGAGCUCUGAACAUUUCAAAGUUCACACUAAACCUAAGAAGUAAAAUACUGUUGUCAGAGUCAGUGAGUGUUUUUGGUUUCCUGCUGGUGGUGUGCCUGACAGGUGUUAAUGGUUUUUGAGGGGAUGGCCGUGUGAAUACCAAGGGAGAUAACUCUUUGAUCCCAUGUACCGUACAAAAACCAGCGAACUUUGUGUGUGUGUGUCAACCGAGGACACUGAGCUGUUAGAGAGACAAGCUAACUCAGAUCCAUGAAGCCACACGACUAAGAUGAAGUUAUUCCUUCCCCUGCUCAGUACGACCAUCUUACUUAUCAAGGUCACCUGUGAUCCAAUCCAACAGGGUCAAGUGAAUGCUUUACAAGGAGGUCAAGCUCAGAAUGCUGUAUUGAAUGGUCAGAAUGGAAUCCAUGACAGUGAACUCAACAAGGUAAACAAUGACCAGAAACUGUCCAAUCAGGGAGUAGCCAGCGUAACCAAGGCUCCCAAACGCCGCAAACGCAAAAAGCACCGCAAUGUCUCUGUACCAAAAGAGAACAUUCCCAAUGCUGGGGUCAGGGCUCCAAACCCAGCAGACAUCAAAGACCCUGUGUUUAAUGUGCAGGAUAUUGUGAAAAAAGCCAAAGAGGAUAGCUUAAAAGAAACCACUCAAAACAGGGGUGUUCCCCAAGUGAAAAUGAUCCAGGAUGUCCAACAGAAUAAAAUUGAGGGCAUCCCAGUUCAAGCCUUUACAGCCGACCAGAAGGCAAAAAAUGUGGUGGUGGGAGGGGACAUUAAUAAUCAAAAUGUUGUGAAAGAAGGAAACCAAGCAGCCAAUCAGAUUAAUGGACUGCAAAGUCAAGACAGUCAAAACAAUGCAAAAGUUCCUGCAGCCAAUGCAAAUUCUUAUGAUCAAGUCGCAAACAAUUUAAAUAAUGUGCAUCAAGAGGUUGUUCGCGGAAAUGUUGAAACAAAUAACCAAAAUCAACAACAGUAUAACAAUAACGCUAAUAACAAUGUGAAUAACGCUAACUUUCAGGUGAAUAACAAUAACAAUUUUAAUAAUGCCAACAAUAAUAACUUUAAUAAUAUGAAUAAUAACAACAACAAUGGCUUUGUUCAACCUGCUGUAAAUGCGGAAAGUCAGCGACCAGGAAUGAAGGAUAGUCUAAAGAUUGUGUGGGAUUGGAGCGACUUUCUGAUCAACUACGAGACGUAUGUCAUGCCAGAGCAGAAAAACCGCAGGGCACCGCAAGCCACCACAGGAGAGCCCUGGCCAAUGCCGCAGUAUUACGUUGCAAAAGCUAACAAAGUGUAUCGCAUCGACAAGGAUAAGUUUCGAUUUAAUAUUGUCAAGGAAUCGUGUGAUAUCAUAGAGAGGGCAGUGGAACGUUACCGCGAUAUGAUCAUAGAGGACACGAUAAUGGAUAUGUACAACAAUCUGCAGCACGCGCAGGGAACUAGUAUCCGAGACGUCAGCCUCAAGUACAACGAUGACAUCUACGUUAAAGCGGAGGCAGUGCAGGUCGUCAACAUCAAAAUCCGCAGACCCUGUACCAAGUUCCCGAAUGAUCAGAUGGACGAAUCUUAUGAUGUGUUUGUGAAGAAGUCAGGGUCCUACAUCUGGGCCAAUGAGGUGUGGGGUGCACUGCGGGGUCUGGAGACAUUCAGUCAGCUGGUGUUCCGCGGGACGGACAACGUGCUGUAUAUCAAAGAUACUGUGAUCAAUGAUUACCCACGAUUCCCUCAUCGAGGAAUUCACAUCGACUCUUCACGGCAUUAUGUUUUCAAAGAGGUCAUAUAUGAUGUAUUGGAGGGAAUGGCCCAGAAUAAGAUGAAUGUGAUGCACUGGCACAUAGUGGACGACCAGUCCUUCCCUUACCAAAGCAAGGCCUUCCCCGAACUCAGCGAAAAGGGUGCCUAUCAUCCCAGCUUUGUGUAUACUCCAGAGGACAUUGCUGAUAUCAUCGAGUAUGCCAGAAUGAGAGGAAUACGUGUGAUGCCAGAAUUUGAUACCCCAGGUCACACUUACUCCUGGGGCUUGAGUCACCCCGAGCACAUGACCCAGUGUUACCAAGGCGCCCACCCAGUGAGUGGGUACCUCGGUCCCCUGGACCCCAGCAAAAACAGCACCUACCGCUUCCUCAAGACACUGUUCAAUGAGGUCCUACACGUCUUUCCUGAUCAGUACAUUCACCUGGGAGGUGAUGAGGUCCCCAUGACUUGUUGGUCUUCCAACCCAGAUGUUCUGAAGCUACUGAACCAGUUGAAUGGCAAACCAAAUGAGCCAAUCAAUUUACAGAAUGUGGACCCGUACAUGUACAGCUACGACAUCCGUAAAGUCCUCGAGUAUUAUGAACAGAGGUUAACGCAGGAUAUAAAGGACAUUGCUAGAAACAGGAAGAAUGGAGUGAGAAUGGUCAUGUGGCAGGAGAUUAUGAAUAACAACAUUCAGCUGCCCAAUGACACCAUUAUCCAGAUCUGGCAGGGUGAUAUGGGGGAUGUACAGAGAGCUAUAGACAUGGGCUAUCACGCCCUGUACUCCACCUGUUGGUACCUGGAUCUCAUUGAAUACGGCACCAAGUGGCCCAAGUACUACAUGUGUGACCCAGCGGACACUUCCAUGGGUUACCAGAUUGAUGAGAAGAAAGUUCUGGGUGGAGAGGCUGCAUUGUGGGCCGAGUACAUUGACAAUGAAAAUCUGAUAUCUACACUAUGGCCCCGCGCCUCGGCCCCAGCGGAGAGAUUAUGGAGCAGUAAGGACCUCCGUGAUGUGGAGGCAGCAGGAAAAAGGCUCCAGGAACACCGCUGUAGGAUGCUCAGUCGCGGCCUGACUGUGGGACAGAUCAGUGGACCGGACUACUGCCUGAGGCGUGGCCAUCGUAGAGACGGGGAGAGGGUCCAGAAUUGCACCGGCAGCCGCUGUAACCUGGUACAGAUCGAAAAGUUUAAUUUUCAUGUACAGCAGCGCGGCCGCGGUAUGGCAGAGUGCAACCAAAUGCUGGCACAGGGAGGCAGCAUGGUCACAGCUCUCUUGUUGAUUCUUGUUCUGGGGGCGGUGAUCUUCAGCCUCAAGAUGAGUGGAACUCGAAUUGUCCAGCUGAAGGUCUGUCGGAAUCGUAGCAUCUUCCUCUCCUUUAUUCUGCUCAUCGUCAUCUACUUCAUGUGUUACACGUCACUAUGGAUGCAGGUUCAAGAGUUCAAAGGUUCAUUCGAGAAGAGAAUCAAGUCAUAUUCAGAUCCUCGGUACAGCUGAACCACCAGAUCAGCAUUUUCCCCUUCUUUUGAAGAUGUUUUUCAAGAAUUUAUAUUUUUUUUAUUUGUAGUUUCCCAGUUUGAUGUGAAAUUUUCUAAUGUUGUGGUACGGAUAUAUUUUUGUGUAUGAAUUGCACACUAUUCAAAGAGUAGAAGAAAAGGUAGUACUGCUAUAGAUUUUUCAAUUUUAAACAGUAUUUGAUGGCUUUGAAUUUUAUUGACAAAGCAAUAGAAAUAUUCAUGUUGAUGAGAAGAAGUUGUACAUGUUAUUUAAUGAAUAUAUUGAUUGUUCAUAAAAGUAUGACUUUUUAUGAAGAGUUAAAAAUGAAGCCUGUAGACUACAUAGAAAAAAAUCACACGGUCAAACUUACAAUAUUGUUUUAUAGUUUUAAUGGCUUCCCGAAAUCUAUCAUGUAAAGAGUCAAUUGCUUUAUAUCACAAUUUGCAAAGCAGAAUGUUUGUUGUAUGUACAGUAAAAUAUUUACCGGUAUACAAGAAUAUACAUACAAAAUGUGUUCUUUGUCCCUGAAAUUUAUGGAUAAGAAAUUUUGUUUCUAUGUAAUGUUUAAAAAAAGUUUUAAUUCUAUGAUUAGGUUGUUUAAGACCCACAUUUGCUGCCCACCAAAGUGUCAUAAUUCACAUAUUGAUGCUGUAAUGUUGAUGAAGUUUUUAAGUGAAGGGGUGGGUGGGAGUAGUCUUAUGUUUUCACUCGUUCUGUUUGGGUUGUCAAUUGAUGCAAGUUUUAUGGCAUAAUAUUUUUCUCCUGGUAAAAAUUUAUUGUUAUCUAACUUGAUAAGGAUUCUGGAUUUAAGUUUAAGGAUUUGUCCAAAAAAAUUCAUGCUAUUGUGUUUAAAAAGUACAAUUAUGUAUAAUUUUAAUAUUUGACUUCAAUUUUCACUCAAGAAGAUCGUUUGUAAAUGAAAAAAAAAAAUUUUAGAAGUGUAAAUUUGGCAGCAUAAUUUCUUCCGUAAUAAGCAAGAGUACAGACUGUGAAUGGCAUUCCAGUAAUUGGCUUGUGUAAAUAGCGCUGUAGAGUGUUUGUAUCAGUCCCUCCAUUUCAUGAGUCAAUCUACCUCUAUCGGCAUCCCUGGGGAGCGUGGGACCAUAACGAGAUACAGACAGAGAACUUCUCCUUCUCACAGACUGGCCUCUUGCAGCAGUAUAUCUAGAAGUUACACACACCCUAACAUUAAUAUAGAAAAUGUUUUUAAAAUCUUUGUUUAGAAAAGAUAUAUUGUUUAGCCAUAAUUUCUAGACUGUUUAGUUAGGUUCGUAGUAAUAAGAGUAGCUAUGAUUGUUUUAUGAUUAAUCAUCGUAAUUUAUUUCGAGUGAUGUUUGUAUAUAACAGAAUCUCUUGAGGUAUGAUAGAUAAUUUUUGUCCUCUUUUUUUUCACUAUUAAAGUUUCAGAGGAUCAGCGAUGUGAAGUGUGCAAGAAGAUUUUUUUCAUUUUUUCAUGUCUUGUUGGGAAAAAUAGCUGUUGUUGUUUGUGAUACCGAACUCAUAUCAGGUUAUAUUUAUUAUGAAUUGUAAAUAAUGUUGUAGUGACCCAUCAUGUUUGUCAAUGUGGUGACCAGAAGUGGGUCUAUCUGAUUUUUCAUUACAAUGUCAUCUUGUUCGUGUGUAGGAGGUUUUUGGCAUGGACAGGUAUUUGUUUACCCUGCUGCAUUUUAAAAUUGCACCUUACAGUUGAGGAUAUGUUGGCAGAUAUAUGGGAUUUUUGGAUGAGUGUGCAUGUUAUCCCCAUAUGCAGGGUAAAAAUGUAAAACAACUUCUAUGAAGUCUAGUAGAGCCCCCCCCCCCCCCCCCCCCCCCAAAAAAAAAAAAGAUUUGCCCCAGUUUCUGUGCUUUGGUGAUUAAUUUUUCAUUUUUUAAAGAUUUUAUGACAUAGCUUUAGAACUACCAUGUGAAAUAUUGAAUUGACUUAUUUAUAUACAUUUCUUUAUUUUUUUCUAUUAUCAUUUGAUUUAAUUUUGAAGUUUUUUUUUGUUCUCUUUCUGUGAAAAAUGCUGCAAAACUAUCAAGUGUAGGGAUGCUUGGAAUAGUUUUGUAGGACCCUUUAAAUAUCUACUUAAAAAAUUUGUAUAGGAUCAGAACAUAUACACCCUUUAUAAACAUUACCUGUUACAAUCAAUAUGACCUUGAUCCUCCCUGUGGAUGACCACCCAGAGUUUCUGUUAAAGCACUUAUACAGAAAAUGUAGAAAUAUUUAAAUAUAAAAUUGAAUGUCCUCAAAUGUUUUUAUAUUGUCUAUUUACAGUUUACAGAAGUAAUAAGGUACAUGUAUUCAUAUUUUCAACCAUCUAGCGAAUUAUAUUACAGUGGAUGUGAUUUUUGUUUCCAAAGUGUAUUCAAGAAGUACCAAAUAUAAAACAUUUUCAGGUCUCUUGCCAAAAGAUGAUGUUGAAAAUGAAAUAAUGAACCUUUUGAGAUACUUUAUGAUUUUUUAAAAAAUUUUCUUAUGAAGUUAUUUUUGUGAGUUUGUCAAAUAAUAUCAAUUUUUAGCUUUUUUGCAUUGGAUUGAAAAAAAGAUGUAGAAAUUCAAAUGUCUUUGCUACAAGUUUUGAAUAUAUAUGUACUCCCUAUUAAUACCACAUUCAGUGCUGAGUCUGAUAUUGUUUAAUGCGAGUUGUAAACUAUUUGUACUAUAGUUAUUUACAUUGUAUUGUUUUGUGCAUAAUACCAUGGAUGAAAAAUGUGCAAGAACAAUUCAUGAGAAAAGUCUAAUUACUAUUCAUUUGUAUUAUAGAGGAGUAAUGAAAACAGAUUGCGAGUGUUUGUGCAAUGUGUGUCUACAUAAGGUUAUAAUGUAUCAAUUACCUUCAGGACUGAAUAUUAGCGAAAAAUGUGUGAAGUAUUCAAGCGUUUUUUUUCCUUUUGACUAAAUACGUGCAUUUUCAACACCAAAAUAGUUACUAUAAGAUAUAUGAUUUAUUCAAUGACAAAUUAUAAUUUUGUUUUUGUGCAAUGCUGUAAAUAGCACCAGUUCUUCCACAGCUAAAUUCCAUUGAUUUGGAAUCUGUUCAUUGACUUUAAAUUAUUGCGUGUUUGCUGUGGUCAGUCCAGUCACCAGAGUUUGAACUGUGAUUGGACAGCUUCUGAGGACGGCGUGUUUGUAUAUGAAUCCCUGUAAUACAUAUUUUUGAGAUGCUGCAUGAGUAGAAACAUUCUACAAUCAUGUGUAUUCAGUGUGUGUGAAUUUUCACCAGUGUAUGUACACUUUGUUCAGGUGGCAGUUGUCUGUACAGAAAUUGUUUAAGGAUGAUAGCAUUUUAUAUUUGUUGUUAGACUGAGAAUAUGUCACUGAUUGUGAGAAAUAAACGUUGCCAAUAAAUGACUUUCUAUGC